Molecule: messenger RNA, 4822 nt
Organism: Anoplopoma fimbria (sablefish)
Lineage: Eukaryota; Metazoa; Chordata; Actinopteri; Perciformes; Anoplopomatidae
Gene: ets1
Product: v-ets avian erythroblastosis virus E26 oncogene homolog 1
Exons: 8
Coding region: 428-1735 (435 amino acids)
Biological process (GO): cell differentiation; regulation of transcription by RNA polymerase II
Cellular component (GO): nucleus
Molecular function (GO): DNA-binding transcription factor activity, RNA polymerase II-specific; sequence-specific DNA binding
Source: RefSeq, a predicted model, not a curated record
CCCCUUCAGCUGUCGUCGCACUCCGGCUCUCUUCGCAAUGCAUGCAACGCCCACCGCCAGAGAUAGAGAGGAAGAAGUGAGUGAGUGUGUAAGAACGAGGAAAAGAGGGGAGUGUGUGUACAUGUACCGGAGAGGUAAAGAGGAAAAAGAGAAAGAAGAUAAGUGUAGGAGCAAAAGAAAACUGAAGCCUUUUUUUUCUUCUUUCUUUAGUGUGAGAGAGAAAGAAAGAAAGAAAGAAAGAAAGAAAAAUAAUAAUAAUACUACUAAUAAUAACAACCAGCUAGUAGAAUUAAACCGGAGCGCAAAAGGAAGAGAACAUUUCCACCUCUUUUCUUUUUCUUUUUUUUAAUUCUUUUUUUUAUCCUGAGCGUGUUUUUCUUUUUUUUUUGGAGACGGACGCGGCGUUAACCCAAGGCACACUGAUCUGAUGGUCAUGACGGCAGCUGUCGAUAUGAAACCGACGUUAACAAUCAUAAAGGCUGAAAAAAUGGACGAUCCGGAGUGUGGAGAUGUCCCCCUGCUAACUCCAGGAAGUAAAGAGAUGAUGUCACAGGCUCUGAAGGCCACCUUCAGUGGCUUCACAAAGGAACAGCAGAGGCUGGGUAUUCCCAAAGAUCCCAGACAGUGGACAGAAAACCAUGUGGCUGCGUGGCUAACGUGGACAGUCAACGAGUUCAGUCUGAAAAAUGUCGACUUUGACAAGUUCUGCAUAAACGGAGCCAGCCUGUGUGCGAUGGGGAAGGAGCGCUUCCUGGACAUGGCACCUGACUUUGUGGGUGACAUCCUCUGGGAACAUCUAGAAAUGCUUCAGAAAGAGGAUGCAAAGCAUUACCCCAUCAAUGGACUGACCUCCAACUUCCAGGAAUCCCGUUAUACCUCAGACUACUUUGUCAGCUACGGUGUUGAGCAUGCUCAAUGUGUCCCUCCUUCUGAAUACUCAGAGCCCGGCUUCAUCACAGAGUCCUACCAGACACUCCAUCCCAUCAGCUCGGAGGAACUGCUGACGCUCAAGUACGAGAGUGAAUACCCCGCUGUCAUCCUACGGGACACGCCCCUCAACCCGCUGCAAGGGGACUACUUCACCGUCAAGCAGGAGGUGGUAUCCCCCGACAACAUGUGUGUGGGACGCCUCAGCAGAGGUAAGCUCGGCGGCCAGGACUCCUUCGAGAGCAUCGAGAGCUUCGAGAGCUGUGACCGGUUGACCCAGUCAUGGAGCAGCCAGUCCUCAUUCAGCAGCCUGCAGAGGGUACCGUCGUACGACAGCUUCGACUCAGAAGACUACCCCACCGCCCUGCAUAGCCACAAGCCCAAGGGCACUUUCAAAGACUAUGUGAGGGAGCGCUCAGACCUCAGCAAGGAUAAACCCGUCAUCCCAGCAGCAGCACUGGCAGGAUACACAGGCAGCGGCCCUAUCCAGCUGUGGCAGUUUCUCCUGGAGCUUCUGACCGACAAGUCUUGCCAGUCCUUCAUCAGCUGGACAGGGGACGGCUGGGAGUUCAAGCUUUCUGACCCAGAUGAGGUUGCUCGGCGAUGGGGCAAGAGGAAAAACAAGCCCAAGAUGAACUACGAGAAGCUGAGCCGUGGCCUACGCUACUACUACGACAAGAACAUCAUCCACAAGACAUCGGGGAAGCGCUACGUCUACCGCUUUGUCUGUGACUUAAAAAGCCUGCUGGGGUACACUCCCGAGGAGCUCCAUGCAAUGUUGGACGUAAAGCCCGAUACGGACGAGUGAAAGCAGAGACGAAAAAACGGGAAGUGAAGACGAAAAGUUUUAGGAGACACAUGGACUGGGGCUCAUAAAGUGGUCUUAAAUAUUUUGAUAGAGUCUGUAAACCGUUUUUUUUUGGGGACCAAAAAAUGUUUUUAAUGACUAACUGUGGUCUUUGUCAACUUCAAGCUCCUGUCUCUCAGACCAAUGUUUUAAAAAGAAGGCACAAGUCAAAAGCCUGUAUUCAUACCCUGUUGCAUUUGAGAUGUGUGUGUGAGCGCAUGUGUGUGUGUGAGCAGUGCGUAUGUGUGGUUAUGUACCGGUAUUAUUUAGCAGCUCGAGGCAGAUUGGGAACUAUCGGGUAGAGUUCAGGUUCCGUUCUGCCUAAGUAGCACAGUAAAGGGGAUUAGAGGACCAAGACGGAAAGUCUGAGAUAACUGAGAGAGAAAUUAUAGAUUAAUUUCAUUGUUGGGUUAGAGCAGGCGGAACAUUCCCGCUAAGAGGGGAAAAAAAAGGGGAUUGCCAAAAAUGUAAAAAACCAAACUAAGAAAGGUAUAAAGACAUCUUUACAUAAGUGCUCAGUGUCUCUCAUUGGCAAAGAGAAUAUUCAGCUUGGACCAAAAAGUAUUUUUUUUAAUUUGUUGUUUGAGGAGCGUAUGCUUCCGCCAGUAUUAUAUUAUUGAUGUUGAGAACACCCAAUGUAAACCUAACAGGCAUAUAUUGGAAAGAGUAUUUUUCUUAAGUUUUCAGUGACGGUAUAACAGUGGAAACCAAACAUUAGAUGCCACGUUUAUCUGUCCUGUUCUCCGGGAGCCUUUAACUGAAAUGUGCUGAUUCGGUAUCACACAACACUAUAGACACUGGCCCUGUGCGUUGUCGGGUUUGAGGACAUGGUGACAUUACUCAUAGCAAGAGCUUUUGACAGACAGACAACUGAAAGUAGCCGUUGCUUUUGAAACUGACGCUUUCACCAUUACUUACAUGUUUGCCACCUUUGUUAGAGACACAUAUUGUGAAACUUAUGCAUUUUUGCAUAUACCACCAGUAUUAGCAAACUGUAGACAAUCCACUUGGGGGAAUUCAGGAGUCUUUGGUAAGAAGAGUUGUUUAAUGUGCAGAUUAGAUGCAUAAUUUGUCGGUUCACUGUCCAUGUUGGUGUUUCUUUAGAAGUGUUUGAAUAGUCUCCUGUCUGUCUGUCUAUACAAUAAAAUCACAAGUGAAAUAGUUGAGGGCGUGAUUUUACAAAAUCCUAAGAAUGUCAGAUUUUUUUUCUUUUCUUAUUCAAUACAUUUUGGACCAUGAGGACGCAGCUGCAGUGUAUUGUGGAGGUACAGUGUAGGGGGAAAAAAAGGGUCAGGCAAUAGAAGAAAGGUCGAUUAGAAAGAACCGGAAGUUUGGUGAGAUAGAUGAAGGUGACUGAAAGGAAUCUGUGGAUACUGCAGGUGAUGAUCAGUUGUAAGGUCUGAUGGAGAAAGACUGACAGAAGAGAUGCAAGUUGGCGCUGCUUGGAAGAUUGUUGUGUUCUUCAUUUUUCCACUGCCAUUGUUGUUGGAUGCAGCUGAAACCUCAUUGCAAAUAGAGGCAUUUAGGACUAGUGGCAGACAUUUCUAUUUAAUUUCUGUGUUUGUGUUUUACUUAUCUGUGAGGAAAAACAAUAUUCAGUUCAUAGUGAGUAACUCAUGUACGAAUCCAUCCAUACCUGUGCAGCAUGUAUAAAGCUUCACUGGUUACAUUUGACCAAAUUGGCAGCGGUUUCCUUUCAACAGUGGGAACGGUGGCUGCACACUGGCCUUAUGGGAAAUGCCAAAGUGGAAUAUCAUCUUAGAAUACAAUGUUAUUGUUUACAGUGGCCGAAUGUUACCCAUAUGGAUGAAAAUAGCUUUUUGAGAUGUCUAUUUGUACAGAUUGUAUUUCAUAAUGCUUUAUUGAGACCCAGAAUACACAAAUAAGCAAGAGACAAAGCAGGAAUAAUAACCAAAACCCUUGUGAGGUCUUUGGACUCGGUGCUUCGGGUAUCGUCCACCAUGUCAGAAGACAGGGACCAGAGUUUUCUCACACUUUUGGAAAGUGUUGACUUAUCUUAGAUCUUUUGGUAAUUUGUUGGAAAGCACACAAGCUUUAGGACAAAGAGGAACGCCUUCGCUGAUCUGUAGAAAAGAGAUGCUGGAUACGUCCAUUUUGUUGGAUUAGCAACAAACUUGCCCGCCAUCAUCAAGCACUGACUCACAAACCCUCACCCAUGUUCGUCAUCUGACACAACCAAUUAGACAAAUGAAUUAGUAAUAAGCUGCACAGUACUCUCAUUAUUCUCUGCAUGUUGAUGUCAAGGUUUCAAAGCACUGUUAUCUUUGUUUUUGUUCAGGUUACUUUUACUGUUGUCAGUGUUUUAUAUUAGAGAACUUUACAGAUUUUUAAAACAUAAUUGUAAUGGUUGUCAAUGCCCUGGAAAAAGUGAUCUUUUUCCCCCCCCACACACAUGGUAAUAAUAUCUGUAUGGUUGGCGUCACAAGAUUAAUGUGUUAAUAGAAAACAUUCUGUUUCCUAAAAUGUAGGUAUUUUAAAUUUAUUUUGUCAGGAAAAUAUUCUAUUGUUCAAUGUCACAGAUUUCAAUCUACUGCAGGUCUUAUGUAUUAAUGAACCUUAGUCAGGCAAGUGUAUACACACCAGUAGUUUGUGGCAUAUGCAUAUCUCAGAAUGGAUUCAGAAGGAAAACCUUUUUUUUUAUUUUUUUUGAAUGUUGUGUUGUUGUUUUUCUUUUUGUUUUGUAUAUUUUAUAGUGUCUCUGUAUUUUUGUUAUGAGAUCAUUUCUAUUGUAUUUAGUUCACAAACAUUUGAAUAUUUUUCAAUAAUUUAUAUUUUAUAAAAAGACAAGAGACGCAGACAGCUGGUGCUUUCAUGGGAAUAUAAAGGUAGCGCAGGACAAAAUAAUGUAGCGAUUUGUUUUUGUUUUGUAUUCUUUUUUAUAUAGAAAAUAGACCUGUCUGCUAGAGAAAAUAGGCUGAUGCUGGCCCAUCAAUGAUUUCUGCUGGAAAGGUUUUAUAAACUGUAGCUUCUAUUUCUAAAAUGUACUUAAUGUACUUCAAAAUGUUAUAAAAUAUAUGUGAACAAAGA